Messenger RNA from Patiria miniata (bat star), 1906 nucleotides. RefSeq names its product aldehyde dehydrogenase, dimeric NADP-preferring-like. The transcript has 15 exons. The coding region runs from base 216 to 1694 and encodes 492 amino acids. Gene Ontology annotation, cellular component: cytoplasm. Lineage: Eukaryota; Metazoa; Echinodermata; Asteroidea; Valvatida; Asterinidae. Gene Ontology annotation, biological process: aldehyde metabolic process. Gene Ontology annotation, molecular function: aldehyde dehydrogenase (NAD+) activity. The record is from RefSeq and is a predicted model, not a curated record.
UCAAGAUACAGUGUUGCGUAAAUUGACGAAAGAAGCGCAGAUCUUGGGAGCGAUGAACUUUGUACCCGUUCAUUGUUGCGCAAACAACCUCCGCAACAUUUUGUAGUGGGUCUUUACUGAUCCGGCGUAGUGCACGAACGGUCGACUCGGUCUGCGGUGUGUAAAGAUUUUUUGGGUGAACCAGAGGUUGCUUGUACAUCGUGGAAGAUCUAAAGAUGAAUGCGUCUGCAAUCGUGAAAAGGGCCCGGGAUGCCUUCCGAGCCGACAAGACCAGGCCCGUCCCCCGACGCAGGAAGAUGCUGCAGGAUUUACUCCGCAUGGUCACUGAGAGGGAACAGGACUUUGUGGAUGCUUUACACAAAGAUCUACGCAAGCAUAAAUUUGAGGCUAUCACCAGCGAGGUUGACUUUUCCAAGAAUGAAAUCAUCAAUGUGCUCAACCAUUUGGACGAUUGGACCAAGCCACAGGCUGUUGAAAAGGGCUUGGCCAUGACUGGGGUUCCGGCAUACAUUCAGUAUCAGCCGUUUGGAACCGUGCUGAUCAUUGGGGCGUGGAACUACCCCAUGCAAUUGACCGUACAUCCACUUAUAGGUGCCAUAGCAGCAGGUAAUACCGUCAUCAUCAAGCCCUCGGAGCUUGCCCCUGCAUUUGCCGAGGCGCUGGCUAAGAUCAUACCUCAAUACCUGGAUGCGGAUUGUGUUCAAAUCGUCAACGGCGGAGUACCAAUCACCACUGCCCUUCUGAAGGAGAAGUUUGAUCACAUCUUGUACACGGGCAGCGCCAACAUCGGCCGGAUCGUCAUGGAAGCCGCGGCCAAACAUCUGACUCCCGUGUCCCUUGAGCUCGGGGGCAAAAGCCCGUGCUUUGUCGAUGAGGGUGUGGACAUGGAGAUCACUGCCAAUCGCAUCAUGUGGGCCAAACUCAUGAACAGUGGACAGACUUGCAUUGCACCUGACUAUGUCAUCUGCAAACCCUCCCUCAACGAUAAGCUCGUCGCUGCUAUGUCCAAGACGAUCAAAAAGUUCUACGGCGAGAAUCCAAAGAAUUCUCCAGACUACGCACGCAUCAUUAACGACAGGCAUUACCAGCGCGUGAUGAGUCUGACCAAGUCUGGCAAGGUUGCCGUCGGGGGUGACGGUGAUGCAUCCCAGCUCUACGUGGCUCCCACCAUUCUGGUCGACGUCAAGGAAGAUGAGCCGGCCAUGCAGGAGGAGAUCUUCGGCCCCGUCAUGCCAAUUUUCAACGUGGAGAGUGUGGACAAAGCCAUAGACUUCAUCAAUAGCAGAGACAAGCCGCUCACCAUGUACAUCAUGUCCAACAGCAAGCAGGUCAUUAAGCGGUUCAACGAGGAGACAUCCAGCGGCAGCUUUGUGGCGAACGACUUCAUGAUGCAGGCUGCCUGUGAAACGCUACCGUUUGGAGGUGUAGGAAAGAGCGGCAUGGGUUGCUACCACGGUCGUUUCUCCUUUGAGAUGUUCUCCCACAGACGGGCCUGCGUGCUGGCGCAGCUGGGAAUGGAGAAGCUUCUCAGCAUGAGGUACCCGCCGUACACCGAUCGAAACCUGGGCAUCAUGCGCUGGGUGCUGCGCAAAAGCCCCAAGAAGGGCCACUUCCGUUCUCUGUUCUCCCUGGCGCUGCUCGGCAUUAUUGCCGGCAUUCUCUUCAUGGUGUUGGAUGGCAAGUUUUCCCAGUAACAUUUGGAGUCUGGAAGUAUAACGACGCAUGGUAGCAUUUGACGUCGAUUGAUAUCGCCUUUUAUUUUCAAAUGAUUUAGCUGUCACUGAACAAACUUGAAUCAAAUCUUCUUAAUUUUUAGUUUUGUCAAUAAAAAUCCUGAGAUUAUUGUUGGCAAGUCUGGGUAGUUUUAGAGUAUGAACAUGUGUUUUUGUCCUGUUGUAGAGUAAAU